ACACACAAAAAACAGAAGUAGCUAGUGUGAAAACAGCAAACACAGAAGUAGAUGUGGAUUUAGGUUUUUCUGAGAAGAUCAUCAAAAUUAAACAACUGCUCAGUAAAUUUAGAUUUCCUGAAAGGAGCAAGGAUAAUCAGACUCAAAAUACAGUACAUUUUCUAAAAGAAGAAGCACAGAAAGCAAUGAGUCUGCAAUACUCGGUCAUGAUGGAGGAGCAGAGGAAAAAGACAGAUAAUAGAGGUAAUAACUUCAACUACGAAUUCUACAAAGUUAUUAGAAAUGAAGACUUGGAGAGCAUAGAGGUUAUGUCAAAGCAGUAUGGGAGCAACGUCCUAAUUGAUGUACAAGGUUAUUUAUCUGGAAGAGUUUUCUGGAAGGGCUGUACCAGCUAUCCCCUUCAUCUGGCUGCAUCUUAUAGAAGACUUAAGAGCAUGCAGAGUUUGCUGUCAACAGGAGCUAACACUGAAACGAAGGACAACUCCGGUAAAACUCCGUUACACUUGGUGAUACCCAGCUGGAUGAGGAGAGAGACCCGGGCAAAGCCUGACUCCAAGUUCGGGACAGUUGUGACUGAAGAGCACAGGCAUGCAGAUGCCUGUUUACGACUUCUCUGUGAGCAUGGUGCCAAUGUCAAUGCACAGGUGGAGGAUCAAAGUCGCCAGACAGUUCUCCACAUAUCGGUGCAUUAUAGGGCGCUGUCUGCUGUCCAGAUCCUGACCAGCUAUGGUGCUGAUGUUAAUGCCUUGGACAGCUAUGGAAAGACGCCUCUGCAUAUGGCUGCAGGGAUGCUAGAUAAAGAUAUUAUCACCAGCUUGAUCAGCCAGGGAGCGGAUAUCAACAUGGGGGUGCAACACUCUGGGAACACUCCUCUGCACCUAGCUGUGGUGGCAGUAGCUACGAAGACCACUAAAACCACUGACAAUGACAUUAGUUGCAUUAUUGAGCUGCUUGAGCAGGGAGCAAAGCCCAAUAUGAUGAACAAGGCUGGAGUGACACCUUUACAAGAGGCAUGCAGCAUGAGGAACGAGGAACUAGUGGAUCUCCUGCUGAGGUACGGAGGCAACAUUAAUAAGCUGAACAAAGCAGGGGAGAACUGCCUGUUCUUGUUCCUGGAUCACAGACCCAAAAUAAAAAAUAGCUCUCUGCUGAUGAAACUCCUCAGCUUGACCUCCCCACUCACAAUCUUUGACCAGAAUGGUCGCCUGCCUUCAACCCUGACACAACCAUGUUUCUUUAAACAGAGAGACCAGUUACUCAGAAUCACUCAGCAGCCAAGGAGACUUGGGGAUAUUUGCAAGUGUGACGUUUAUCUGAAAUAUGUUGGAGGGAGAUAUGUGGAACUGAGAAAAGUCCUGCCUGAGAGCCUGUAUGACUUUGUCUUCAACCACUGGAAGAUUCAACACAUCACCUUCAUGGAAGAUUGUGAAUAAGACAUUUAAAAGAAUCUGUGGUGUAACAUAGCUGGCACAUGUGUUUACAUUUCUGCUGCAAACUCUAAAGACAUCCUGCAUUUAAAACCUCAAACUUACAGUUUACAUCACCUAUAGUGAUCAAAUAAAAUUCAAUAAACCUUA
Melanotaenia boesemani (Boeseman's rainbowfish) is the source of this 1577-nucleotide messenger RNA. Its product is annotated as ankyrin repeat domain-containing protein 61-like. Gene Ontology annotation, molecular function: protein binding. Bases 186 to 1433 code for a protein of 415 amino acids. The transcript is spliced from 5 exons. The record is from RefSeq and is a predicted model, not a curated record. Lineage: Eukaryota; Metazoa; Chordata; Actinopteri; Atheriniformes; Melanotaeniidae.